AUGAAAGAGCGCCUCGGUGCAACCCGUGCGGAAAGACAUAUGUUUCGCGGAGCGCGCUCCGAAAACAUCUGGCCACAGCGCUGGGCCCCAUGCUGCCCCAAAGCCUCCCCCCGCCAAGGGCGCCAGCCCCCACCCAAGCACGGCGCGAAUUCCGCCCGGGAUUGCAUGCCCACGCCUAACCGCAACACCCUGAAAAACGAAGCGAUGGCAGCCGCAAAAAGGGUGCAGAGGAAUCCACGCCAGAUGUUUCUUUGUCAGGCGGACGCGGCGCCCGCCCUGCCCCCCCGCCACCGCCGCCGGGUGGGCGCCCGGCGUCCCUGCUGGAAGGUUUCGCGGCAAGGGCGACUCCAGGCGGAAAAUAGCGCCGAGGUUUCGCGGCAGCCCCAGUGA
Molecule: messenger RNA, 390 nt
Organism: Trypanosoma rangeli
Lineage: Eukaryota; Euglenozoa; Kinetoplastea; Trypanosomatida; Trypanosomatidae
Exons: 1
Coding region: 1-390 (129 amino acids)
Source: RefSeq, a predicted model, not a curated record